CUCUAGGUUAGAGUGUCCCAGGCACACCAGCGGCAGUUGGGGUUGGCGCACACGAAGGAUGAGGAAGGCCAGGCUCCAGGAUCUGCUCUGGAUACUCUUCAUCUCAGAACUCCAAGCUGCAAAUGAACCACGUGAAGAACAGUAUGUCUUAGCUGUGGGAAAGACCCUGAAUGUACAAUGUCCUUUCUCCAUCCGGAAGUACGCCAAUAGCCAGAAAGCUUGGCAGAAGCUGAUGGACAGAGGGGAGCCCCUGACACUGGUUUUCACAGAGAGUGUUUCAGGGAAACCCAGUCAAGUCCGGAUGGGCAAGUACUUCCUAGAAGACAUCCCCGAUGAGGCCAUACUAAAUGUCCAAAUGACCAAUCUUCAAGUGGAAGAUUCAGGACUGUAUCGGUGUGUGAUCUACCACCCUCCCAAGGACCCUGACAUCCUGUCCCCCCUUGUCCGCCUGGUUGUGAUCAAGGAUUUUUUAGUCUCAGACAAGAAUCCUACGCAGAACUUGGUUCAGACUUCCACCUCUUCUCUUACCACCACCAAGGCCCAGAGCACACUCCUUACCAGUCCCAGGACUGUGACCCAACUCCUACCCAAAUCAACUGCUGACAUUUCCUCUCCUGGCUUUGGAGUCAACAUCACAAAUGUGACGGAUGUUACCAGCUAUGGUUUCAGGGUUCCCACGAUCAACAUCAUCAUUAUUGUGCUGUGUGGACUCCUGAGCAAGAGCUUGGUCUUCACUGUCCUUCUUGCUGUCACGCAGAGGUCAUUUGGACCUUAGGCCAGUGAAACCAUGAGAAUGACCUCUGACCUUCAGUUAUAUCCUUCUGGCAGUUGUUCCAGAGGAGGGGUGUGAGGGGAAAGGCAAGGAGGAGCAAUGACAAGAGUAGACUCUGUAACACAGAUUAUUUCUAAGUCUCAUGUCUCACCUCAGCCCUGCCAGCUCCCCUCACUACACCAAUAACCUUGUGUGUGUGUUUUCUCCCUCCGAAGAGAAGACACAGCUGCGAACAUGCCCAUUCCACCAGUGGCUUGGGAUUUGCCUUAAAUAAAGACAGAGUCCAAUGCUC
Enhydra lutris kenyoni (northern sea otter) is the source of this 1064-nucleotide messenger RNA. Its product is annotated as triggering receptor expressed on myeloid cells 1. Gene Ontology annotation, biological process: cytokine production involved in immune response; neutrophil chemotaxis; neutrophil-mediated killing of gram-negative bacterium. The record is from RefSeq and is a predicted model, not a curated record. The transcript has 4 exons. Lineage: Eukaryota; Metazoa; Chordata; Mammalia; Carnivora; Mustelidae. Bases 59 to 775 code for a protein of 238 amino acids.